This is a messenger RNA of Priceomyces carsonii, 798 nucleotides long. RefSeq lists its product as uncharacterized. The transcript is spliced from 2 exons. The coding region runs from base 1 to 798 and encodes 265 amino acids. The record is from RefSeq and is a predicted model, not a curated record. Lineage: Eukaryota; Fungi; Ascomycota; Pichiomycetes; Serinales; Debaryomycetaceae.
AUGUCUUUUGAAAAUAAGAACUUAUUCCACUUGUUGGGUAAUGAUGUUGAGGAUGACCAAACUCCAAACUUACCCGUCAGGGAGGUCGUGAAGAAGGGAACCUCAUCAAAGAAAGCAGAUGUUCCUCCUCCUUCUGCUGAUCCUGCUAGAUCUAAAAAGAAAGGCAAACCAACUGGUAAUGAGGGUGCUAUUAAGACUAAGUUAGAUAACAAGGAUGUCCCAAGUCCACCAAAUACUAACUCAAAACACUACAAGAAGCCAUUUGAUCGUCACUCUAGAUCCAACAAGACUGACUCUAAAAAGAAAAUCAAACAGGGUUGGGGGAAUGCUGAUACUGAAGCUGACGCCGAGAUUGAAGGUGCAAAUGAUGCGGCUGAAGAGUUAGAAGAAGAAAAUCAAGAGAAUGCAGAAUCAGGAGCUGAAAAGAAAUCAUUACAGGAUUAUUUUGCAGAGUUACAAGUAAAGCAGCAAGUCUUAGAUGGCUCUAAGAAAACGAGACAAGCCAACGAGGGUCAAGAAAAGAAAUGGUCUACCUCUGAGCAACUUGUUAAAGAGCAGGAACCUUAUUUUGAAUCAACCGCUUCUAAAAAGGCAAAGGCAAAGGCACCAAAAGAGAAAAAGUUUUUAGAUGUUGAGGCAGUAUUUGCUGAUGAGAAGCCAUUUGAGCCAAGAAGAGGCAGUUCUACAAGAGGUGGUGCUAGAGGUGCUAAGAGAGGAAAUUUUGGCGCUAAAAGAGGUACCAAAACUUCUUCAAAGUCGAAACCAGUCAUCAAUGAUCAAAACUUCCCAUCAUUAUAA